This is a messenger RNA of Phascolarctos cinereus (koala), 1137 nucleotides long. It is a transcript of the gene DRD4, whose product is annotated as dopamine receptor D4. Gene Ontology annotation, biological process: negative regulation of cytosolic calcium ion concentration; negative regulation of synaptic transmission, glutamatergic; negative regulation of voltage-gated calcium channel activity. NCBI's taxonomy places the organism in Eukaryota, Metazoa, Chordata, Mammalia, Diprotodontia, Phascolarctidae. Gene Ontology annotation, cellular component: plasma membrane. Gene Ontology annotation, molecular function: dopamine neurotransmitter receptor activity, coupled via Gi/Go; G protein-coupled receptor activity. The record is from RefSeq and is a predicted model, not a curated record.
AUGCUGGAGAACCGCAGCUUCCUGAACGCCAGCGAGCUCCCAGGCAGCGGCAGAGGGAGCCUAGGGGCGCCUGAGCCGCAUGUGGGAGCUCUGGUUGGGGGCAUCCUGCUCAUGACCACUGUGCUGGCUGGCAAUGCGCUUGUGUGUGUGAGCGUGGCGGCGGAGCGUGCCCUGCAGACCCCGACCAACUUCUUCAUCGUGAGCCUGGCCGCCGCUGACCUACUGCUGGCGCUGCUCGUGCUCCCCCUUUUCGUGUACUCCGAGUACCAAGGUGGCGUAUGGGCUCUAAGCACUGUUCUGUGUGAUGCUCUGAUGGCUAUGGAUGUGAUGCUUUGCACAGCCUCCAUCUUCAACCUCUGUGCCAUCAGCGUGGACAGGUUCAUCGCAGUCUCGGUCCCUCUGAACUAUAGUCGGCAGCAGCUGGGGAGGCAGCAGCUGGUGCUCAUUGGCACAGUGUGGGGGCUGGCCUUCGCCGUGGCCUCGCCAGUGCUGUUCGGCCUCAAUGAUGUGCCCGGUCGGAACCCAGCCGUGUGCCAGCUGGAGAGCCGGAAUUACGUUGUGUACUCCUCCGUCUGCUCCUUCUUCCUGCCCUGCCCGCUAAUGCUCAUCCUCUACUGCGCUAUGUUCCGACGACUUCGAACCUGGGAAGAGGCGAGGAGAGCCAAACUCCGUCGGAGCAUGUGCCCCGGGGCUGCCCGCAGACCCAGCCGGCCACCACAGCCCUGGCCUCGCCGGCGGUUUCCCGGGCCUGAGCCAGAGGGCCCUGGGCCUGCGGGCUACUCAUCCCGUGGCCCAAUCCAGACUAUGUCCUACCCGCCGCAGCCCCAGCCCCAGCCGCUACCACAGGCGCUACCUUCUGCCGGGCUCCCGAGGAAACGAGCCAAGAUUACUGGCCGGGAGCGGAAGGCCAUGAGGGUGCUACCUGUGGUAGUCGGUGCUUUUCUCGUGUGCUGGACGCCCUUCUUCGUGGUCCACGUCACUCGGGCGCUGUGCCCAGCCUGCCCCAUGCCCCGGAAGCUGGUCAGCAUCGUCACCUGGCUGGGCUACGUGAACAGCGCCCUAAACCCCGUUAUCUACACUAUCUUCAAUACAGAGUUCAGGAGCUUCUUCCGCCGAGUGCUAGGCCUCCUUUGCUAG